Messenger RNA from Jaculus jaculus (lesser Egyptian jerboa), 654 nucleotides. It is a transcript of the gene Neurog3, whose product is annotated as neurogenin 3. Lineage: Eukaryota; Metazoa; Chordata; Mammalia; Rodentia; Dipodidae. The transcript has a single exon. The record is from RefSeq and is a predicted model, not a curated record. Gene Ontology annotation, molecular function: protein dimerization activity. Bases 1 to 654 code for a protein of 217 amino acids.
AUGGCGCCUCAUCCCUUGGGGACAGCCACUUGCCAAGUGACCUCUGAGACCCAGCAGCCUUUCGCCGCCGGAGCGUCGGACCAUCCCGCGCUCGGCGCUCGGUCUGCCCCGCCCAGCCCCACCGGCAGGCCGCGGGACUGCGCGGAGGCCGAGGAGGGCGGCUGCCGAGGGGCCCCGAGGAAGCUCCGCGCGCGCCGGGGAGGUCGCCACCGGCCCAAGAGCGAGCUGGCCCUGAGCAAGCAGCGACGAAGCCGGCGCAAGAAGGCCAACGACCGCGAGCGCAAUCGCAUGCACAACCUGAACUCGGCGCUGGACGCGCUGCGCGGGGUCCUGCCCACCUUCCCCGACGACGCGAAACUCACCAAGAUCGAGACGCUGCGCUUCGCCCACAACUACAUCUGGGCCCUGACGCAGGCCCUGCGCAUAGCCGACCACAGCUUCUACGGACCCGAGGUCCCUGUGCCACCCCGCGGCGGGGCGCUGGGCAGCUUCGAGGGUGGCUCCCUCGGGGACUGGGGCUCCCUCUAUUCUCCAGUUUCUCACACUGGAAGCCUGAGCCCCACCACCUCCCUAGAGGAGUGCCCCGGGCGGCAGGUGCCCAGUCCCCCGGCCUGCCUGCUUCCGGGCGCACUGGCCUUUUCAGACUUCUUGUGA